Molecule: messenger RNA, 925 nt
Organism: Sciurus carolinensis (gray squirrel)
Lineage: Eukaryota; Metazoa; Chordata; Mammalia; Rodentia; Sciuridae
Gene: Commd4
Product: COMM domain containing 4
Exons: 8
Coding region: 75-674 (199 amino acids)
Source: RefSeq, a predicted model, not a curated record
GUCACGUGAUCGCAGGAUCAGCUGACCUUGGGCGACCGGAAGAAGAAAGUCCUGGGCCACGGCCUCCUGGCGCGAUGAGGUUCCGGUUCUGUGGUGAUCUGGACUGUCCUGACUGGGUCCUGGCAGAGAUCAGCACACUGGCCAAGAUUUCCUCUGUGAAGCUGCGGCUGUUGUGUAGCCAGGUGCUGAAGGAACUUCUGGGACAGGGGAUUGAUUAUGAGAAGAUCCUGAAGCUCACUGCUGACGCCAAGUUUGAGUCAGGUGAUGUGAAGGCCACGGUCGCGGUGCUGAGUUUCAUCCUCUCCAGUGCAGCCAAGCAUAGUGUGGAUGGCGAGUCCUUGUCCAGUGAACUGCAGCAGCUGGGGCUGCCCAAAGAGCAUGCCGCCAGCCUGUGCCGCUGUUACGAGGAGAAGCAGAGCCCCCUGCAGGAGCACCUGAGGGCCUGUAGCUUGCGCGUGAACAGGCUGGCAGGAGUGGGCUGGCGGGUGGACUAUACCCUCAGCUCCAGCCUGCUCCACUCUGUGGAAGAGCCCAUGGUCCACCUGCGACUGGAGGUGGCACCUGCGUCAGGUGCCUUGGCCCAGCCUGUGGUCAUGUCCCUUUCAGCAGACAAGUUCCAGGUUCUCCUGGCAGAACUGAAGCAGGCCCAGAGCCUGAUGAGCUCCUUGGGCUGAGAAGGAUGUUCCAGACCUGCGUGGAGCUGCCCUUCCUGUGUCAAGUUGCUGCCUUCCAAAACUUCUGGGCCUGGCCCUCGUUCUAGGAUGCUGGAGGGCCUGGCCUGGCCUUCUGGUUCUCUGGAUGCCUGGCUUCCCACUUGAGACUUCAGCAUAGGGCUUCUGAGGACCUUUUCCAUCAUCUUCUCCCCUUGAAAGGCACUGGUCAGGUGUUUUUGUGAGCAGGAAAAAUAAACAAGAAUGUAAAGAUG